Molecule: messenger RNA, 2472 nt
Organism: Penicillium chermesinum
Lineage: Eukaryota; Fungi; Ascomycota; Eurotiomycetes; Eurotiales; Aspergillaceae
Exons: 3
Coding region: 1-2472 (823 amino acids)
Source: RefSeq, a predicted model, not a curated record
AUGUCCACUCGCCCAGAUCGCGUCUCGUUGGCGCGUAAUCACCACCCGCCAUCCCCGUUUGCUCGCGCCCGCGACUCCAUCUACGAGUUCGAUCUCGAGGCCUCCAAUUUCCCGACCCCGUCGAAACAAGAUGGCGCUCAUUCUCGUCCCGGAUAUCGCACAAGCACAUUAGCUGGCGCCUAUCGAGCAGCGUCACGCGCGUCAAUGGAGGAAAUCAUCCAGCUCAGCCCGCGCCGAAAACAGGAAGCUUUCGCCAUGCGUUCCUCCUCCUCGGAAUCUAAUCCACCACAUGGAUUCAACGACUUGGACCGGGCGCGCACGAAGAGAGGAUCAUCAGGGAUCUCUUGCCGGCAGAUGGUGGACCAGGAAUACCAUGAGCAGUAUCACGGUGGUCUUGCUUUAUCCGACGCAACCGCUCAUGAUGAUUACGGGCGCGCGUCACCUCGCCGAAGGACCUCUUACACCAACGAUGAAGAACGAUUAAGACGGGUGACGGGCAGAGAUUCCCCUGUGUUCAGUAAAGCCAAGAGCGGCACACGAGCUUCAUUGACGGCAGAAAAUCUCCAAAGGCGAGAAUAUGAGCAGCAUCGACAAACGCAAGAUCUACCGAUUUCACAAGAUGACGACGGUAUUGGCCGUUCUUUGAAUCUUCCGUCUGGAUGGGGAAGCCGAGCAAAACGCAACUAUGACCAGUGGAAGCGCAAAUCUAGCCAGAACUCCCUUUCUGAUUCACAGGAAGACGUUGAAAAUUCAAGGACAGCUGGAAAUGCCCCUAUUGCUGCAACCCAAGCCGAAGACCCAUCAAUCCCUGAACCCAUGCGUGUGCCUGCACAAAGUGGCGAUGCGCAAGAGCCACAAGCGAAUGGCAAGGUGUCGCGCGCUGGCCAAAGUCCAAUUGUGGACCAGGUGAAAACGCCGGAACCACCGAAGCUAUUCGAAAGCAAGAUAUACGAUAAAACGCCGAGGGUUACCGGAGCCUGGAUCGAUACCCCACUGACUGAGAGAGUGGCCGAUCGAGUGACCGAGCUACCAGAUGAUUUGACUAAAGACGAUGUUGUGCCUGCACCUGCGCCGGUAGAUCCCGAGCCUCCGACACAAGAAGCCCAAUCCGUCGAGCGAAACCAGCCAAAGGUCGAAGAAGCACACGAAAAAUCCACCUCAAAUGAUUCCCCAAAAGAGCAGAAGAAGCCAGCAACUUCAAAACGACCCCAACCGGUAGUCAGCCGGCCAAAAUUACCAAAGAGUGGCCUUGAUACACUUAUUGAGGAUCUGCGUUCUGGAAGAGAGAAGCUGGACUUCGAGUUGGGAGAUGAUACCCUUGAGUCUCUCGAAGAAAUCAUGAACGACCCUACAGAGCCUAAAGCAGAAGAAGAGGACGCUGCAUGUGAAGAAAAGGCCCUCAAGAGAUCUAAGCCGGCUCCCGCAGAAGUCAACGUCGAUCGCGCCCUCGAAGGAUUCGACCGAAUAUGUGACAGAGUAGGACGCCUGACCAACGAAAUGGCAAACAUCAAAUCGAGCGUCUACAGCCGUUGGCUCACAGAGCGCAAAGCAGAAGAAGAGGAAGCUGCAUGUGAAGAAAAGGCCCUCAAGGUCAGCCAACCAAAAUUAUCUCAGAGUGCCCUUGACACAAUCGUUGAGAACAUGAAAUCUGAAAUGGAGAAGCUGGAGCUCGAGAUCGGGGAAAAUCCCUAUGAGUAUUUCCGCAAAAUCAUGAACGAUCUCAGAGCGCUUACAACAGAAGAAGAGGAAGCUGGUCCGAGCCGUGCCCGCCUCGCCCGACUAAAUGAUAAAUUAACCUCUCUGGCAAAUCACAUGGAGGAUCUCAAAUCAGGUCUCAACAACCUUGAGGGCCGCAUCAUCUUGGGCUCUCAAAUUUCAUCGCAGCCAAUGGGACAAAACGAAGUGAACUCUCACGGCCUGCAACCAGCGACUCGCGGCAACUUCGUGCAAUGGGACGAUCUGCCACGCCUGUGGGCUCGACACCCUGUCUCAAGGCGGCUUCAGCUCACUAUCCUUGGAAAAUUCACUUUGGCGUCACUGGUUUGGUAUGUGAUCGAGUGCGCGAUGGAAGAGCUGUACUGCCAGCCAAUCCAGACAAGCAACCGAGGCAGCUUUUGCUUGCAAACCGAUGCACCCCAGUUUCCCCUGGUGACCGUGACGAUGCUCUGGCGAUGGUCUCAUUUAUCUGCCCUUCUUGCUCCUAUCAUGACUAUUUCAGUCGCCCUCUUCCGAUUCGUGGCGCAAUUACUGGGUCUCUCGGAUGGCUUCGUGGAGGAACCACCGCAACUUGGAAGGCUCGUGGGCGAGGUCCGCAUUAAUGGCACCCCAGUACCAUUUUCUUGGCUCGAAUCGCCAUCUGCGCCACCCACUGUUGGAAGUGUUGCACCACCACAGCAAACCGUUUGGACUUCUCAGAAAGAGGCGCCUGUCAGAUGGGAAGAGUCUUCGAUGGAUGACGAUGAGUAUCUAUAG